Catharus ustulatus (Swainson's thrush) is the source of this 1252-nucleotide messenger RNA. RefSeq names its product sirtuin 6 (gene SIRT6). Gene Ontology annotation, molecular function: NAD+ binding. The record is from RefSeq and is a predicted model, not a curated record. NCBI's taxonomy places the organism in Eukaryota, Metazoa, Chordata, Aves, Passeriformes, Turdidae. The transcript is spliced from 8 exons. Bases 32 to 1144 code for a protein of 370 amino acids.
CGGCUCUUCCGGCCGCGCCGCGGCCGCGCCGAUGGCGGUGAAUUACGCGGCCGGGCUGUCGCCGUACUCGGACAAGGGCAAGUGCGGCCUCCCCGAGAUUUUUGACCCUCCGGAGGAGCUGGAGCGGAAGGUGCAGGAGCUGGCAGAGCUGAUCCGGAGCUCCUCCAAUGUGGUUUUCCACACGGGGGCCGGGAUCAGCACGGCCUCGGGCAUCCCUGACUUCAGGGGCCCCAAUGGUGUCUGGACCAUGGAAGAGAAAGGGCUCUCCCCAAAAUUCGACACCACCUUUGAGAACGCCAGGCCCUCCAAGACUCACAUGGCGCUGCUGGGGCUGCAGAGAGUGGGAAUCCUGAAAUUCCUGGUCAGCCAGAACGUGGACGGGCUGCACGUGCGCUCGGGAUUCCCAAGGGACAAGUUGGCCGAGCUCCACGGGAACAUGUUUGUGGAAGAGUGUGUGAAAUGUGGCAAGCAGUACGUUCGUGAUGCCGUCGUGGGCAGCAUGGGGCUCAAGCCCACCGGGCGCCUCUGCAGCGUCACCAAGGCCCGGGGGCUGCGGGCCUGCAGAGGGAAGCUACGAGACACUAUUCUGGACUGGGAGGAUUCCCUGCCUGACCGUGACCUGACGCUGGCAGAUGAAGCCUGCAGGAAAGCCGACCUCUCUGUCACCCUUGGGACCUCUCUGCAGAUCAAACCCAGCGGGAACCUCCCCCUCAUCACCAAGAAGAGAGGAGGGAAGUUGGUCAUUGUCAACCUCCAAGCAACCAAACACGACCGCCAGGCCGACCUGCGCAUCCACGGCUACGUUGAUGAGGUGAUGACCAAGCUGAUGAAGCACCUGGGGCUGGAGGUGCCCGAGUGGACGGGGCCGGUGGUGGUGGAGAGCGCCGAGCUGGCCAAGGCCGAGGUGCCUGAGGUGGCCAAGGCCGAGGUGCCUGAGGUGGCCAAGGCUGAGCUGGCCACAGCUGAGCCCCAGCAGCUGCAGGGCAGGCUGAAGGAGGAGCCCCUGGGCCAGCACAACGGCACCGUGCCGUGCCCCGGGAAGGCGCCGCGGCAGCGCCGGGACGGGCUCAGGCUGGAGUGUCCCAGCCCGGACACGGGGCCAACACCAGUGAAGAAGAUGAAGGUGGAGCCUCUCCUCACCUGACCUGGACUGUCCCUGUCUCACCUGGGCUGCUUUUCCUACCGACUGUUUUUUUAUACCCUUAAAUAUUGUCCCUUUUUUUAUGUCAGUAUUAAACAUACUUGAAUUGUG